AUGCCCACGAAGACACUGAAACAAGUUGAUACUCUCAUUGAUAUGUCGGUUCGUCAUGUUGUCCUCGACUUCUUGCUCGUGGAAAAGAAUGGAAUAUCUCGCGAGCCCUCCAACGAAGAGUUCAAGGUUCUUAAAGGCCUUUACCCGAAUCAAGUUUCCAUCGAGACUCAUGGCCCCUGCCUUCACGCCAGAGUGACCGAGUUGCCGUCAAGACCAUGGCCCAUUUCCGUCGCUGAAUUUUCUGAGCGGCAAAUGUCGGUCGCCGUCGCUUCGGUCUCGUGGGUCCUUGGAUUCUGGGUGAUUGCGGUCAACGAUUACCCCGCUGGCCUUCAUCUGCCGCACGAGAUCUGCCAAAUAGUUUCAUUCUACCAUGCUGAGCCCCGCGAUACUUUACGGCCGGGAUUGAUGAUCGCGUCCGCAGACUUGCUAUCGACGGCCGGUGUGAUGGUGCAAGAUAUUGUGGGGUCCCGCUACGUAACCGUAGCUUCUCAUGCCUUCCCGGAGGGCCAAGAAAUAGUGUAUCAUCCUAAUAGCGAUGGACGGAUUAUCGACAAGAUUGUGCGGAGGUUCGGGAGCUCAGGUAUUGCUCUCGUGGAACUUAGUCCGGGUAUUUCGUUUGAAAACGAAACAUUCCAGAGUUCGCAGCGCGAAGAACCCAUACGCCUCUCUAAAAUUGGCUCUGCUGUCAAUCUCCGUCGGGCCGAUUUUCUUACGAUGGAUAAUCCUUUUUCGGGGACCAUGGAUGCGUUCUACAUUGGGACGAAAUUUCAUCUAGUGCUUGUAGAGGCAGAGGAUGAGCACCGGUGGGUUAAAAUGAACUGGCUAUGGCCGAGACAGCUUGACCAGGCUCUCCCAGUUGAUGGAUCAUGCGGAUCUGCCAUGUUUGACGAGAACGGUCGGGUAAUCUGCUUUUUCCGCUUGCUUGUUGCCGAGGGUGAUGGUUUUGAUCGCGGGUAUGCAUUCGCUGUCGCCGCUACAGAACUGGCCGGCGUUGGUUAUAUUUUGGUCUGA
Molecule: messenger RNA, 1011 nt
Organism: Xylona heveae TC161
Lineage: Eukaryota; Fungi; Ascomycota; Xylonomycetes; Xylonales; Xylonaceae
Exons: 4
Coding region: 1-1011 (336 amino acids)
Source: RefSeq, a predicted model, not a curated record